This is a messenger RNA of Nicrophorus vespilloides, 2576 nucleotides long. Its product is annotated as zinc finger protein 595-like. Lineage: Eukaryota; Metazoa; Arthropoda; Insecta; Coleoptera; Silphidae. Gene Ontology annotation, cellular component: nucleus. The transcript is spliced from 3 exons. Gene Ontology annotation, molecular function: DNA-binding transcription factor activity, RNA polymerase II-specific; RNA polymerase II transcription regulatory region sequence-specific DNA binding. The coding region runs from base 410 to 2005 and encodes 531 amino acids. Gene Ontology annotation, biological process: regulation of transcription by RNA polymerase II. The record is from RefSeq and is a predicted model, not a curated record.
GUUCAUCAAGUAUCUUUCAGUCAACAAUCGACGAUUGUCCGGUUCGCUUGGUUCCUGGUAUUUGCAACACGCAUAACCUAAACAUUUUGCCCCAUAGUGGUCCUACGAGAGGUUCGACCAAAUUCGUCGAAGAGUUGCAGUUGUUUCCAAAAAGAGGAAGAGAAAGAAGACCUCUCCCAUAUUCUACCAUUACCAAUAUAUUCAAAAGAAUCAAAGACGUGGGUGCAAUAUUUGGUCUGAGGUUGAAGACUGAGGGACAAUAUUAAUACUAUUUUAUUUUGGAAAUUAUUAUAAGGAUACUAGUAAGAAGAAGGGGAAUACAACGGAUGUUUUGCAUUACUCGCAGUGUUUGAAUGAGUUCACGUCUGUGUCACACUUGAGGUCUCAUCAGAAUUUUGUUCAUUCGAAGAUGGGUAAAAGCAAAUGCGAGAUUUGCGGCGAAGUGUUCAAAACAGCCCGAUGGUUAGAAAUUCAUCUUGCCAAUGAACACGCAUGUAAAGAGUGUGGAAAGAUCCUGAAGACUGUCUCGGAUUACGACCAGCAUCGAAAAACCCAUCUAAACAUCACUUUAAGCAGAGAUCCGAAUACGCACAGUUAUCAGCGUUUAAAUAGAACAUGUAAAAUAUGCGAGAAAGGUUUUGCAACUGACGAAGAGCUCGAGGAGCACAUGCUGCUGCACGAUAGGAUGCCCGUGCUCGAGGCCGAAGAAGAUGAUGUUGAGGAUGUGGAGGAGGAGGAUGACGAUGAUGAAGUUGUGGUACAGGAAAGGGAUGUUGAAGAGUUGAUGGUUGAGGAAAGGGAGUUGGAGGAGGUUGUCAUCGAGGAGGAAGAUGUCGAGGUGGAAUUGCAGGAGGUGCAUGUGACCAAGAAGCAGUCCGGACGCAACGAUAAAUUUCAUCCGGAGAAGAAGAGUAAGGUGGACUUUCCGAAGCCGUGCGAUGAAUGCGAUCGUGUGCUUUACUCGCUCUCCGGUUGGGUGAUGCACAAGAAGAUGCACGAUCGUAACAAUAAGUUGCACAAAACGGCCAAGGCUCCGGCUGUCAGCGAAAAUGACGAUUCGGAUUAUUUCACUUGCAAGAAGUGCUUCAAGGUGUUCGCCAAUCGCUCCACCUUGAAGACGCACAUGAAAUGUCACGGGGCAAGUCCCGCGAAAUCACCGAAGAAGACCUAUUGGUGUGAUAUCUGUCAUCAGGGGUGUCCGGGCGCUGAAGAGCUGGAAGCGCAUAAGCUCGAACACGAGAACAACAGCGUCGAUUUGACAGAAUCGGAAGACGGCGAUUUGGAUACCAGCCUGCUUAUACCGAUGGAACAGGUGAGCACGAUGGAUCAAUGGAGCGAUCACCCGGAUGCUGACCACAACGAUGCAACAACCACUCCGAACUACGAAUGCGAAGUCUGCGGUAAAUCCUUCAGCGCUCCUCUAUCCCUCAAAGUCCAUAGGUCUUGGCACAAGAGGAUCCAGAGGAAGGUACCGGAUGCGAUAGUUGUUGAGCCUUCCCCAUCUCAAUCGUUCAAAUGCAUUUCGUGCGCGAUGCGUUUCGAUGAUGACACCGCUCUACAGUUGCACAUCUUCGAAUGCCACAGGAAGACAUCGAUGACGAUCGAGAGGCGGAUAUUCAGAUGCGAGAUAUGCGACAUCGGUUUCGCGCUCAAGAGCGAGUACGAGUUGCACGAGAUGCAGCACGAGAGGCCCAUCGAGAAGAGACCCAGAGUGACGUGCAAGUAUUGCAAGAAGAAUUUCAGCCGCACCAGCUACCUGAACAUGCACAUGAACUACAAGCAUCCGCAGCACGCAAUUGCAGGACAAUACAAAUGCACGCUGUGCGAGAACGUCUUCGACAAGCAGUCUGCCCUCAACAUCCAUCUGAGGGUGCACGAGAAAAUGAACGGAAGUUCGAACAAUCCCAACAUCGUCACACACAAGUACACCUGCUCGAUUUGCCAAGUCGGCUUCGACAUUCCCAAGGAAUUGAAAUUGCACGUGAUCGACAUGCAUCCGUUCUAAAUCGACCAAUGAAUUUAUAUUUUUCUUCACUAAACUUCCCUAACCAUACAAAAAAUUCAACAAUUUUAAUAGUAUGACUAUUUUAUUACUAUAUUAUUCUUUCAUAGUAUUAGUUGUGUUUAAGGUUUAUAACAUAUAUAUUAUUUUUAUUUAUAUAAUUGCAAUCUGUCUGUUAUGUCAAAAAACCUCCCCCCCCCCUGUAAAUUUAGCGAAAAGAUUUAAUGACUGAUUCAAUGCACUCAUGUGAGAUGUCGAAAUAAAUAAAUAUAUAUUUUUAUAUUUCUCGCUGUUACCCAUAUUGUAAUUAAUAUAAAUACACACUUGUAGCUAUAAUCGAAUACAAUUAAAUUUUUAUUAACUUCGUUAAUAAUAUAUCGAUCAUACACGACUUCCUACACUUCACUAAACCGCUUUUUUAUCAAUUACGAGAAAGCAAUUUCAUCAAUAAAUACACUUGAAAGUACCAUUGCGAGAAGCCUGCAAGUAUAUUAAUAAAAGCAAUCUGCAAAUAGAUGUUUCAAUGAGUAUGAGAUUCAGUUCAGGUUCAAUUUCCUCACAUGUCAUAUGCAGU